AUGUCCAAUCCGCCACCCUUCCAGUCCGCCCUGUUGGCAGGCGCCCUCGCCGGGACGACAGUCGACCUCUCGCUCUUCCCGCUCGACACGCUGAAAACCCGGCUCCAGUCGUCGGCCGGCUUCUUCCCCUCGGGCGGCUUCUCCGGAAUAUACCGCGGGAUAGGCUCGGCGGUGGUCGGGUCCGCGCCCGGCGCGGCCUUCUUCUUCUGCACGUACGAGACGGCCAAGGGGUUCCUCAGGGCGCGCGCGGCGGUGCCCGACGCCGUCGCGCACAUGGUGGCCGCGAGCCUGGGCGAGGUGGCCGCGUGCGCGGUCCGCGUGCCGACAGAGGUGGUCAAGCAGCGGGCGCAGGCAGGGAUGCACGGCGGCUCGUCGAGGGCCGCGCUGGCCGCCAUCCUGUCGCAGCGCUCGGCGCGCGGGCUCGGCGCCGUGUGGAGGGAGCUGUACCGGGGCUGGGGCAUCACCGUCUUCCGGGAGGUGCCGUUUACCGUUAUACAGUUCCCGCUGUGGGAGGCCAUGAAGUCGUGGCGCAGGAAGGGGAGGAGGGCCGGCGAGGACGUGGCCGCUGCCGAGAGCGCCGUCUUCGGCAGCGUCGCCGGCGGUAUUUCGGCCGCGGCUACGACGCCCCUGGACGUGUUGAAGACGAGGGUCAUGUUGUCCAAGGACAGGGUCUCCGUGGCAGAGGUGUUUGGGACCAUGGUCAAGCAAGAGGGUCUUCGGCCGUUCUUUGCCGGCAUUGCGCCCAGAGUGACUUGGAUUUCUAUUGGCGGUGCCAUUUUCCUGGGAAGCUACCAGUGGGCUAUCAAUACCAUGAGGACCAUUUCAUGA
Molecule: messenger RNA, 828 nt
Organism: Metarhizium robertsii ARSEF 23
Lineage: Eukaryota; Fungi; Ascomycota; Sordariomycetes; Hypocreales; Clavicipitaceae
Product: Mitochondrial carrier protein PET8
Exons: 1
Coding region: 1-828 (275 amino acids)
Cellular component (GO): mitochondrial inner membrane
Molecular function (GO): S-adenosyl-L-methionine transmembrane transporter activity
Source: RefSeq, a predicted model, not a curated record